AUGCAUGAUCAGCCGACUUGCGGGGAGAUCACAUCAUUUGUUCAUCGGAAUUCAGAAAAUAACCAGUUGAACUCUGUGAUGGAUCUGAUGCGGCGAUUGCCGCCUCAGAAGAUCGAUCGAACGUUAUUAGACGUGAUCAAUCUGGUUCCCGAUUUGUGUGAGGAUAUUCUCAGUUCAAUCGAUCAACCACUGAAGAUUGCCCGGGAUGCAAAAGCCGGUCGAGACUACUUGCUAUGCGAUUAUAAUCGGGACGGGGAUUCAUAUCGAUCGCCUUGGUCAAACACAUACGAUCCACCUAUCGAGGACGGGGCUAUGCCGAGCGAAAGCCUAAGAAAACGAGAGAUUGAGAUCAACGCUGCGUUUGAUCAGUAUCGUGAAAUGUAUGUUCAUCUUGGUGCUUUUUUGUUGUUCUGA
Messenger RNA from Echinostoma caproni, 414 nucleotides. Lineage: Eukaryota; Metazoa; Platyhelminthes; Trematoda; Plagiorchiida; Echinostomatidae. The record is from the annotation of a GenBank genome assembly.